AUGAACAUCAUCGAACGACCCGACCCCCACUGGGGCGACCUCUCCUCUGCUCUGCACAACAUUCUCCCCUACGCCAACGACCUCGCCCUGGAAGCUAGCGAAAUGCUCAACAACAUUAUCCACCAUCUCGGCCUCAGUCUAAAGUCCGAGGACUAUGCACCGGGCACCCUCUACUGGGGCAAACAGCUACACCAAUAUCUUGAUCUGAAGUACGCGCUUCCGAAGCAGACGCGAGUCUCGCUUGCCAAAGUCUUUUGGGAGCUGACGAUUGCCCCUGGGAUGGAUGCUACGAUGGUUGAGUUCUUUGCGCUGACAUGCCGCCGUUUGAUCAAGAAAAAGGAUCUUAUCGGACGCGAGGACCUCAUUCUACCGUGGCGACCUCUAUACGACAUCCUCGAGAGGACAUUGUUUCCCAAGAACAGGCAAAGAGCAUUAUUGUCGGAAUCAAAGCGUAUGCUCAAGAUCGUCUGGCUCGCUGAGGAUUCACAAAGAUUUUUCCCUCCAGAGGCACCCUCUCAGAUUCUGGAAGAAUUCCUCCCAAAGAUGAGCACCAGCAACCUACCAGAACUUCUCAAGUCUCAAUCGUACUUGGCCACUUUCCUACCAACAAGCAUCGAAUCUGGCAUGGAUCCCCGCGAAUGGUUGCCGGCUAUUUUCAGGUUGUGGUCGAUGGUUGUUCAGUCAACAGAGUUUGAUCGGAAUUUCCUGGCGCUUGUCGGUCGGGUGGCGGCGGACAACAUCGGUGUUAAGGAUAUGUUCACGCAGUCUCAAACCCGCACUGUGUUCGCUGCUGGUUUGAGCGCGCUUAACUUGCCUGUUGGCAAGGGUCAACGCUCGAACGCCGUUGAUUCACAAGGAGGCACGUCUCACAGUACUAUCAGUCGUAGUGGAAUGAGAAUGAUUACUUUUGUAAUGUUCAUUAUCAACACCAUCAACCCUGUCAGCGAAAAAGAAUCCCCCGAAUCGUCGACUUUGUCGCACCUUGCUGAACUGAUCCAGGCAACAGAGUCUUUUUACCAUCCUUCAAACUACGGGAAGUGGUCCUAUGUCCUUGCUCUGUUCUUGGAAGCCUUGGCUCGCGACUAUCUCGAGAGGUGGAAUGAAGAGAAACAACCAAACUGUAAAACACCUCAGGAAUAUCGCUUGACGACUGAGCUCAACAAUCGUUUCGUGGAGACUGUGAGAGGCGUCACCUAUCAAUUGAUGUUCUCAAAGGACCAGCGUGCAGUGGCGACCAACCAAAAGACUUUACGCUAUCUGGCAUGGAUCAGGCCCAGCCUGAUUAUUCCUGGAGUGCUCGAACGGGCUUACCCAUCGCUGGAAUCAUUGACAGAGAGUCACCGCACGACAAGCGUCAUCUCUGCGCUUGGCGCCUUGGCGGUCCCCAUGCUUAACCGCGAACACUACCCACAAGGGGGAAAGCACUUGGCGCCACUGCUCCACCUGACAGUUCCUGGAGUCGAUAUGAACGAUCCAGUCAAGACUUGGUACACAUUACUGUUUGUCACCUCCAUGGUAUCGACCGUGCCGAUUCGUGAUUUGACCGAGAUGGGUAGCGCAGGAUUCGAAUGGGGAGGCAUUGAUAUCGACAUGCUGGACUCGGAAGGUACUGUCGAUCUGGAUUUGGAAGACUCCAGUCGAAAAGCCUCUACUGCUGACUUUGAGGAAUGGUUAAUGAAGUUUCUGCGCCGCAUUAUUCUCAUGUUUGAGAACUACCCCGAUACCAGUCAAGGAGCAAAGAAAGAUCAAGUUGAGCGUUCAGUGACAGCCACCAUCUCCUAUUGUUUCGAGUCAUUAUUCCAGCAGAUUUCACCCAAGCUAUACGACAUGACGACAAAGCUGGUGAUCGACCUCGUGGAAUCGGCGCCUCUCUCUAACGCCGAAAACGCCAUGGGCGCCUUCAUCUCCUGCUGGGCCGGUGCUGACAGCAAGAAUGCAAUGGCGCGGCUAUUCCCGACUCUCGACAGGCAGAUCCGGUCUGAAUUGGAGCAUGGUGCAAGUUCAGUUCCAUCUCUGACAUACUCGCAUUUGAACAGGGACAACUCGCUGCACUAUUAUCAGACACUCCUUGACCGUUUGAUUGGCUGCGGUGACCUGUUGGGUCACAAAGCAGAGUUGAUCAGCCUUAUAAGGCUGAUGACGGAAAAGUGCCAGGAUCGACGAGGUUACAAACUGGCUGCUAAAGCCGUGUGCUCUGCUUUGAAUGGGCUACUUGUCAUCGCACCUAUGGAUCUUCGGUCGCAUGAGCCAUCUCGAUGGAAUGACCCUGCAUUCAUGGCAGAGUCGCAUAAUCACUGGGGUACGCUGGGAGCGCCAGGAACAGAGGCGGUCAGUUGGCAUGUUCCUUCACAGGACGAAAUCAACUUUGCGAUCGAGUUGAUUGAUACAUUCCACGUCCCUGCAAUGGAGCGUCUCCGGGAACUAAUGACUUCGACGAUGCUGGAAGGCAAGCAGUUGGCGAUCGAGAUCUGCAAGUCGUUAACGAUGGUCAAGGCUGUUAUUGCAAGCAUGGUGACACUGGUCGAGGACGACGGUGACAGUCCUGUUUCGAAGUCUAACGACGAUACGGCAUCUGUGCAACCGUUGAAGCGAAUCGAGUCAGGAUAUUGUCUUACGGACUUGAGCGACCCUCGUACCAACAAGGUCCGGAAGAUUCGCACAGAGACAGGAAAGCUGCUUCACGAGCUCAUGACGUUCUUCCAAACGAAGCGUGAAGAUGAUGUCGUGAACAUCAAGGUCGUCGUCAAGGCUGCUCGUAUCUUCCUCUCUGAUCAUGGCGUAGACAGCAACACCUUUGACAACAACAAGAAGGGACACGAUUUCCUCAAGGAGAUGCACAGGAUCCCGGGACUCAAAAAGGUUUAUCCUCGGUUCAUGCGCUGUCGGCGAGCAUCCCUCCAGCUUAUGUUACGACUCAAGAUCAACUCUUUUGGACGCGCCAAGACGGAGAUGCACGACUCUCUCAUCUUGGGCCUUACAGAGCUGUCACUGAGCCAGUAUACUGAUGUCAGAAAGAAAUCACAAAUCGCUCUCAUCAAGGCGGUAAAGUGUUACCAAGGCGCCAAGAACUUAGUUCUCCCUAUUCUGCUCAAGUCACUGGAGAGCUCCAACACCGAUUUUGAGCGCAUCAAAGGGGCUCUGUAUCUACUCAACGCCAAGGCAUUCGCCCUUCCUUGCCUGCGCGACUGGCGAUUUGCACCUGAAUACAUCCUACGGCUUUGCACUGCCCACCACGCCGACAAGCCGAGUGUUCAGACACUCGUCAGGAAGUGCUUCAUGGAGUACAUCAUGAACCUGACGAACGCCUCCUUCAAGAUGCUGAUCAGCAGCGAGUUUGGAGAAACCGUUCAUCAGUUCAUUGAACUGCACAGCUUGCAGUUCGACCCCGACACUCUCAGUCGCUCUUCAACCAAGGCCAACAAUCGCCGAUUGAACAACAUCAAAGCCUACGACAACUUGGUCCUCUCUCUGACAGAGUUGGUUCAAGACGAGAGCCUUCAUUGGCGUUACCAGACAAUGGCGAUGAGCUUUUUGGAGCUCCUGAUGCGACCGGAGAUCCCUUGCAGCCGCGAGAUUGCCGAGUUUGAGACCAAAAGCUUGCUCUCAGAGAUGCCCACUGUUCGCCGGAUCGCCCUUUCGAGUCUGAGCAUCACAAUGGUCAAUAUCAAGGUCAGGACGUACGCGCAGGGAGACCCUUACAGCCUGAUCAUCCGAAAGGCGUCGAACCCGUUGAAGCGGAUCGUGACUCUUCCCGAGACUAUUCCAGAUGACUUUACUUGGGAGUACCUCAAGGCGUCUGUGACAGAGAUCAACUAUGACAAUCCUGAGUUCAGUCUGAUGGAUGAUUCAACAUCAACGGGAUGGUUGGCGUGGCCAAAGUCUUACAAGGCUUACCUGCCCCGAACAGAGACGUUCAUCAUGCCUGAGGUGGACGCUGACUCUCGGCCGGCAUUUGACCAUCUGGAGCAGUUCUUCGGGCAGGAAUCGUUCUGGGAGAAGCACAUUGAGUACGUGGCGCAAGAACCAGUCCGAGGAGAGCGACAUGACUCCUUUAGCACGGAUCAGGCCCGACUCUACAAAUCGAUCUUUGGUCUUUGGGAGGACAAGUUCUUGGAUGUCAUUGUACCCCCACUGACCAAACUGUGCGCCAAGGUGGACGAUAAAAACUCUCAACGAACAGCGGCAGAGUUGAUGGGAGGAUUGAUCCGUGGUAGCAAGCACUGGAAGAAAUCAGGACUUGACCGCAUGUGGGUAAUGUUGACGCCGCUGCUGAAGAAGGCAUUCCAGCAGUGCACGCCUGACUCCCUGCUGUACUGGGAGAGGUUUGUCAAGUACUGUUGUCAUUCUCGUGAUCCACGACGUGUCCUGCCCCUGAUCACCCUGAUCUUCAACACGCCUCUGGACAAGGACUCGACCGCUGCUUUCUCAGAGUCCAAAAACUUGUUCUUUACCCGGGCUGUUCUGGUUUCUUUCUCGUGGAGGGUUUCCUUGCUGACACCUGCGCUGAGGGCGGACUGUCUUCGCCACGUCACCCAUCCCUACAAGCAGGUCCGUGAGAUCCUGGGCCAUGUGAUCAAUGAACUCUUCCAGUUGGCUCCCCAUCCUUCCUACAAGAGUGUCGAUGCCUUCUUGAAAGACCAAGAUGCACUUGGUGGUGCGUCCAGUACAAUGGUCGAGCAAAUAGACGAGAAAUCCGCGCACCAGAUUACAGAGCUGGUCAAGAACCUGGAGAAAUGGCGAGCUGAACGACCACCUGCCGUCCAAGGAGCCUCAGACUACACUAACGCCAGCAAGACAGUGCUUGCAUGGGUGUACCAGGCGCUGACUGGAUUCCGAGUCCUGUCGACAUAUGGGGUGAUCUUGCCUUUGGUGCCAGAAAUCUUUCAAAUGCAGGAUAUUCCGGACGACCAGGAUUUGCAACAGCUGGCGACACUUUCCCUCUUGCAACUCGGACGAUUUGUGUACCCAGCAGGGAUGGUCCCCACAUUGGUGGACAUGUUCUGCAGGAUCCUGAAGGAAUCGACCAGCUGGCACGUCCGAAACAAUGUCCUUCCGGUUGUGCAGAUCUUCUUUUACAACAACCUGUACUCGAUGGAUGUGCAGAUGAUGGUUAAGGUCAUGGAUGCUGUCUCUGGCAUGCUCUUGGACCCUCAGAUCGAGGUUCGUCAAUUGGCUGCAUCGACUCUGUCUGGAAUUGUCCGAUGCUCACAGCGCACAGCGAUACAGACAUUGAUCUCGCACUUUAAGAAGUUGUUGCUGUCGACUCCACUGCCAGCUCGCAACAAACGGGACCGAUCGCUACCCAAGGAGACUUUGCCAGAAGGCUAUUCGGAGGCGGUGGUCAAGCGACAUGCAGGAGUGUUGGGCUUGUCGUGUCUCCUGGAGGCAUUUCCGUACGAUGUCCCUCAAUGGAUGCCGGAGGCGAUGGUGUUCCUGGCCAAGUACUUUUCGGACCCUCCGCCAAUCUCAACAACGGUCAAGAAGACGUUUGGGGACUUUAAGAGGACCCAUCAGGACACUUGGCACGAGGACCAGAAGCACUUUGACCCUGAGCAGUUGGAGGUGUUGAGCGAUAUGUUAAUUUCCCCCAGUUACUACGCUUAG
Molecule: messenger RNA, 5604 nt
Organism: Linnemannia hyalina
Lineage: Eukaryota; Fungi; Mortierellomycota; Mortierellomycetes; Mortierellales; Mortierellaceae
Source: the annotation of a GenBank genome assembly